Pseudomyrmex gracilis is the source of this 3145-nucleotide messenger RNA. RefSeq lists its product as uncharacterized. Bases 127 to 3144 code for a protein of 1005 amino acids. The transcript is spliced from 13 exons. Gene Ontology annotation, molecular function: metal ion binding. Lineage: Eukaryota; Metazoa; Arthropoda; Insecta; Hymenoptera; Formicidae. Gene Ontology annotation, biological process: proteolysis. The record is from RefSeq and is a predicted model, not a curated record.
CCGUACUGGCAAUGAAUAUAUCAGAACUCGGUUUUGCUUCGAUUUUUGUGUUGUAUGCGUUCUAUUCGAUAUAAUUCAAUAGUUUGAUAUCAAUCUGUCCGUGAUUAAAUAGUGUCCUGAUUCGGUAUGCCGCCGGUGGACAGUUCUCCAAGAGGAGAUAUGAACGGAUUCGAGCAGAUAUGCUCGUUGAAAUGCAACGAUACGAUUCCGUUCCAUAUGUACAGAUCCGCAAAUACCGGAAUGACUGUUUGUAUUGCAGAAGUGGAAGGACCAGUUGUCAAUGGUUACUUCUUUCUUGCAACUGAAGCAUUUGAUGAUGAUGGCCUUCCUCAUACACUGGAGCAUCUUAUUUUCAUGGGCAGUCAGGAAUAUCCCUACAAAGGCAUUUUAGAUCUCUGGGCUAAUAGAUGCCUGGCAUCUGGCACCAAUGCUAGCACUUAUCCCGAUCACACUUGUUAUACUAUGAAAACAGCAGGUAGUGAAGGAUUUCUUUCUCUGAUGCCAAUAUAUCUGGAACACAUACUUUACCCUACUCUACAGGAUACAGCAUUUCUUACAGAGGUACAUCAUAUUACUGGUAAAGGUGAAGAUGCUGGUGUAAUUUAUUGUGAAAUACAGGGUACAGAAAAUACAGGAGAAGACAUGGUAAAUAGAGAAGUGUUGAAAGAAUGUUAUCCUGGAAGAUGUGGAUAUAAAGCAGAUGUUGGAGGUGUAUUGAAAAACUUGCGCGAAAGCACCACUAAUGAAAAAGUCAAACAGUAUCACAAGGAGUUUUAUAAGCCAGAAAACUUGACUGUAUUAAUAACAGGUCAAAUAAAACACGUUGAAGUUUUCCAAGCAUUAAUUCCUUUAGAACAGAAAAUAAUGUUGCAGGGGAAGAAAGAUACAUUUAAAAGACCUUGGCAAACUCCGAUUGAACCGCUCACACAGAGCGUAGAUUUAGAUGUUUGUUACCCAUGUGAUGACGAAGACAAUGGUAUAGUACGCGUUGCUUGGCGAGGACCAUCAGCAGUUAAUCAAGUGUACGACUUGCUUGGUUGUAUAUUACUCUUGAAAUAUCUCACUGAUACAUCUAUUAGUCCGUUGCAAAAAGAAUUUGUUGAGAAAAUCGAUCCUUAUGCCAGCAAUGUGUGUUGGAGUUUGUUAGAAUUCUCUGUUUCGAUCUUGUAUGUCAUUUUCGAGAAUGUACCAGUGGGUAAAAUCCAUCUGGUUAAAGGAUCCCUGGUGAAAGUACUUAGCGAUUUAUGUUGCGUUGACAAUGGCAUAGACAUGAAAAGGAUGAAGACUCUGAUACACCGAUACAGCGUUGAGAUACUAAGUCUCUUGGAAAACAAUCCAUGUUCUUUAAUCACAGACAGCGUCAGUGGACAUAUAUUGUAUGGAAAUACAAAUGAUGAUUUGGAUCAAAGACUAAAUAAUUUACGCGAUCUCAAAAAAUUAGAAAAUGAAUCCGAGACAUAUUGGUUAAAUCUUCUUAAGAAUUAUUUUGUUAACGCACCGAUGGUUGUUGUGAACGGCAUACCUAGUGUAGAAAAACAACGCACGUUGGCGCAAGAAGAGAAAGAACGAAUAGCCGAACAAAUCGCAAAGUUGGGCCCAAGUGGUUUAGAGCAGAAAGAGUUAGAACUUCAGCAAGCUAUCAAGGAAAAUGAAAAACCUGUACCUGACGAAUUACUAGCAAAUGUGCCUAUACCUAGCGCAAGUUCCAUUACUUUUCAUCAUAUUAAGAGCUACACUACGGAAACUCUUGAACAACAUCCUAGAUUAGAUGUUACAAAGUUGCCAUUUUUUACUUAUUUAGAUCAUGUCAAUACGAACUUCGUUUAUCUGAGAAUUAUUAUGGACACUUCUUCUAUCAGUAGAGAAUAUAUAAAGUAUAUUCCGCUAUUGCUGGAAGUUAUUACAGAAUCUCCGAUAAGAAAAGGUGACGAUCUGAUUCCUCACGAAGAAGUGGUAGCUUUACUCGAGGCUGAUAUUAAAGCAAUUUAUGCUAACAUUGGUCUUUGUGGCAAGAGAUUCUACAGUGGAGUCUACAGUCACAGUGUGAACUUGAUGUUUGAAGUUGAAUUAGAGAAGUAUGAAAGAAGUGUACAGUGGAUUGCGCAGCUUUUAUACGACACCGAACUAACGGCUGAGAGAUUAAAAAUUGUAGCAGCAAAAAUGGUGAACGAUGUUGCUCAAUUAAAGAGAUAUGGAUAUAGAAUUGUAUAUGAAUUAAUGAGAGGAUUGUUAUAUAAAAAAGACAGCAAUCAGUUCACAUCUAGCAUGUUGCGACAGCAGAAGUUUCUCAAUGACGUCAUAGAACGUCUAAAUACCGAUGCGGGGCAGAAGGAAGUCAUAGCGGAAAUCGAAUCUGUCAGGAAGACGUUGACCUCAUCGAAGAAUAUAGUUUUGCACAUAGCCGCCAAUGUCGAUAAGUUAACGAUGCAGGUUCCAGAUGUCUAUGCUCCAUGGAAUACAUAUUUUUCUGAUUUAACGACUUCAGAAAAGACAAAACUUAAUGUUACCGCUGACUGGACACUGAUGAAUCCUGCGGAUAGUAUUACCAUAGGUGGGUGUGUUACAGGAUUGGGAUGCGAAGAUUCUUCGUUCAUGUAUCAAAUGUGUCCGUGCAUAACCAAUUAUCAAGAUCCCGAUUUGCCAGCUUUGUAUGUCUGUCUGCAAUAUUUUACACAAACGGAAGGACCUAUGUGGAGAUUAAUUCGAGGUCAAGGAUUUUCGUAUGGAUUUGAACUUUCUCUGGUACCGAACGAAGGACUGUUAUGUCUGACUUUCUAUAGAGCUACUAAUGUAGUAGCCGCGUACAAAGAGACAAAAUCGAUAGUGGAGACGCAUGUUGCCGACGAAACAAAAUGGAGCAAACUGCUUUUUGAAUCAGCAAAAUCGUCCAUCAUCUUCGGCUUUAUUGCAAAUGAGGAAACCAUAAGGGACGUGACGUUCAGAUCGUUGCUGUCUUAUUUUAGAAACGUACCGCGUGAUUAUAAUCAUCAGAUGAUACGGCGUCUUUCCGCCGUUACUAUGGACGACAUGAUUCGCGUGGCAGCUUUGUACGUCACGCCGUUGUUCGAUCCGAAAAAAUGCAAAACCACCAUUGUCUGUCAUCCCUCUAAAGUCGCCGAAAUAGGAGAAGCUUUCACAGGGUAAA